GCCGCCGCCGCCGCCACAGGUCCGGCUGCCCCGCCGACUGCGGAGUCCGGAUUCUCUAACCGCGCCGCCGCCGCUGCCACGGGUCGGGUUCCCAGCGCCGUUCCGGGGCCUCCGCCCAAGCCAUGAAGAUGCAUUUCUGCAUCCCAGUGUCCCAGCAGCGGCCCGACGCGCUGGGGGGCCGCUACGUGUUAUACUCGGUGUACCUGGACGGGUUCCUGUUCUGCAAGGUGCGCUACAGCCAGCUGCAUCGCUGGAACGAACAGCUGAGGCGGGUGUUUGGAAAUUGCCUGCCACCCUUUCCACCAAAGUACUAUCUCGCAAUGACCACAUCUAUGGCUGAUGAGAGAAGGGACCAGUUGGAACAGUAUUUGCAAAAUGUAACCAUGGACCCAAACAUGUUGAGAAGUGAUGUCUUCGUUGAUUUUUUGAAACUGGUGCAGCUGGACACAUUUAGCAUCACUACUGAGAAAGCGUCUCUGGAUAUAUUUCUGCCCGAUGGAAGGAGCAUUAAAGUCGAAAUUCUAACAUCAGAUACUGCCGAAAGAGUCCUAGAGGUGGUAUCACACAAAAUUGGACUGUGUCAGGAGCUGCUGGGAUACUUUGGACUAUUUCUCAUUCGGUCUUACAAAGAGGGCAAGCUGUCUGUCAUUAAAAAAUUGGUGGACUUUGAACUCCCUUAUGUUAGCCUUCGCAGUUCUGAAGUGGAAAACUUCAAGGUUGGACUCAGGAAGUGGUACCUGGACCCAUCCCUCGACUCCAGGCUGAUGGACUGCAGAGCAGCUGUAGAUUUGAUCUACAUGCAGGCAAUACAGGACAUUGAAAAAGAAUGGGCCAAACCCACAGAGGUGCAGAGGCAGAAAUUAGAGGCUCUCCAGAAAGAAGACAACCAAACUAAGUUUUUGGAGCUAUCCCAAGAGGUGUGGCACUAUGGAUACGUGCAGCUGGAUCCCUGUACCUGUGACUACCCAGAACCCGGCUGUGGGACCGUUCUUUCUGUUGGCAAUAAUGAGAUCAGCUGCUGCAUAACCCUGCCUGAUAACCAGACCCAGGAUGUCAUUUUCCAGAUGAACAGAGUGAAGUGCUGGCAGGUCACUUUCCUUGGGACUCUGCUGGAUACAGAUGGGCCCCAGCAAACUCUCAACCAGAACUUGGAGCUCAGAUUUCAGUAUAGUGAGGAGAGUCACUGGCAGUGGUUUGUUCUUUACACCAAACAGGCUUUUUUGCUGAGUAGCUGCUUGAAAAAGAUGAUCUCAGAAAAGAUGGUAAAGCAAGCUGCAGAGAAUCCAGAAAUGCAGAUUGAAGUUCCAGAACAAGGCAAAAGUAAAAAACACCACAGUCAACAAAGCCAGAAAGACUAUUCUAGUUUUCUGCCAAGAAAAAGCAAGAUUAAGACAGCUGAAGUUGACUGUGGUUUGGGGACCAUAAAGGAAGAAGGUCUUUGAAGAGAAAGUCUAACUUUUUAAAAUGUUCUCAAAGGCUGUCUUGACCAUGAGAGAGCUUGGGGGUUGAAAGUAGGCUUCCUACCACCAGUGGAAGAAAUGUGACUCCUUCCCAUUUUUUUCACAUUAAGAUGGACCAUAUUCAUCAAGACCACUUCAGAACUCUGCUCAUCUCAAGAUUAAAGGGAAAUGCAAAAUGAAGUUAUAUAGUUUGUUUUUAGUGACUUAUAUGUGACAAAUGGCAAAUCUGAACCAAUUAGUACAAAGCUCGUUGGGGUUUUUUUUCCCCUAAGAUAGAUAUUUACCUGGCUUCAUGAAACCUUUUAUAUGUUCUGAUAUUGCAUGAAUGAAAGGCUUAAUAUAAAACACUAAAAAUGCAUUUUGGGUUAAGAUCUGAGGGCAUGACUCAUCAGCUGUGGCUCUAAGAAAAGGAAUCAUUGAAAAAGAAAUCUGGACUUCACUAAUCCAUCACCAGAGCAAGCAGUUGAUGAAAUACCGAUUUGUUUCCUUAUAUAAUUCUGAGCCUACCAAUAUGGAUGUGCUCCAAGUAACAGGCUGCCCAGUUCUCUGUUUCUCCACUGUUGUAGUUGUAUUCUGUUCUUAGAAUACUGAAUUCAGCUCAAUAGUCAUGACACUAUUUUGAAUAUUUUUAUUUUGGAAACCAAUGGGGCCCUGCACUUGAUAUCAGAUACCUUAGCUUUAAAACUAUGUAUACCUUUUCUCUAGACUUUUUCUUAUCCAGUUUCAGUUCAUCAUUAAUUAAUAGAAUUAUAUAUAGAACUAAGAUUGCAGUAAGGGAGAGGGACAGAGGAAUCAAUAUAAUUAGGUAAAGUGUGAUAUUAUAAUGUUCUUUUCUAACUGGGUUGUGUAACUAUAUAAUAAAUAUGAAAUAUAUUCUAGUGAACAUAGAAUUUAUUGAUGAAAAUUCUGUGAAUCAUUUUUUGAAGUGUAGAAUCUGUUAAAGCCCUAUAAUAUUUAUAAAGCAAUGUCUCUAGCCAUAACUUCUAGCGCCGUAAAGUUUUAUAUUUAUAUUUUAGGCUGUAGUGGGACAUUUUUGCAAGGGGGAAUCAUAGACAUCCCAGAUCACCCGUGGUGAGUGUAUUAAUGGGCUAGGAUACAUUUUCAGAUUAAAAUAGAAGCUUAUCCUCUA
Molecule: messenger RNA, 2589 nt
Organism: Orcinus orca (killer whale)
Lineage: Eukaryota; Metazoa; Chordata; Mammalia; Artiodactyla; Delphinidae
Gene: SNX31
Product: sorting nexin 31
Exons: 14
Coding region: 123-1442 (439 amino acids)
Biological process (GO): intracellular protein transport
Cellular component (GO): early endosome
Molecular function (GO): phosphatidylinositol binding
Source: RefSeq, a predicted model, not a curated record